Eremomyces bilateralis CBS 781.70 is the source of this 1197-nucleotide messenger RNA. Its product is annotated as beta-lactamase/transpeptidase-like protein. Lineage: Eukaryota; Fungi; Ascomycota; Dothideomycetes; Eremomycetales; Eremomycetaceae. The record is from RefSeq and is a predicted model, not a curated record. The coding region runs from base 1 to 1197 and encodes 398 amino acids. The transcript has a single exon.
AUGUCUCUCGCCGCCGGUCUCCAGGGCUUCACUCAAGCCGGCCUUGCGGGCUUCAAUUCCGUACUACAUCAGAUGGUGGACAACGGCAAGCUGGCAAAUGUGGUCUCUCUCGUCUCUCACCAUGGCCAAAUCGUGAACCGUGACGCCUAUGGCGUGCUAGACAUCUCCGCCGUGCCAACGGUCCCCGCACAAACGGACAGCAUCUUCCGCAUUGCCUCCAUGACCAAACCGAUCACCGGAGCGGCCAUGAUGAUCCUUUGGGAAGAAGGAAAAUGGAAGCUCGACGACCCCGUCGCGAAGCACAUCCCUGAAUUCAAGGACCUCCAGGUCAUGACCACCGGUACUCCCAGCACCGUCGCCCAAGGAACGCCCAUGACCAUGGACCAAUUAAUGAGCCAUACCGCCGGCUUCGGCCGCUCCGGCGAGUACACCAACGCCAACAUCACCCUCCGCGACGGCGACCUCCAAGCCAUGAUCGACGUCCUCGCCCAACACCCCCUCUACUACCAACCCGGCAAAGAAUGGCGCUACGGCCCCAGCGUCGACAUCCAAGGCUAUCUCGUCGAAAAGCUCUCCCACCAAUCACUCGACGUCUUCUUCCGCGAACGCCUCUUCACCCCUCUCCGAAUGCCCGACACCGGCUUCUGGGUGCCCCCCGCCGACGCCGCCCGCGUGUCCCGCAUCCACACCUACGACGCCAACCGCACGCUCAUCCCCGCCGGCGCCCGCAACACGGUCGUCACGAGCAAGCCGACGUUCCUCGCGGGUGGCGGUGGCCUCAUGAGCACGGUCACGGACUACUGGCGGUUCGCGCAGAUGAUCUUGAACGGGGGGGAGCUGGAUGGGGUGCGGAUCCUGCAGCCUGAGACAGUGAAGCUGAUGCAUACGGACGUGCUAGAGCCGGGGGUCGAGGUGACGCUGUAUUCGCCGGACACCAAAGGCCUAGGGUUCGGGCUGGACUUUGCGAUUCUGGAGGAUCCAGGGUUGGCGAAGACGAAUCAGGGGGUGGGGAGCUUUUAUUGGGGGGGCGCGUUCGGGACGUGGUUCUGGAUCGAUCCGGUUAAUGAGUUAAUUGUGAUUGGGUUUAUUCAGAAUCUGGAUGGGACAACGCCGGAUGGGGCGCCGGAUGUGAGGGAGGCGUCGGCGAAGGCGAUCUAUGCGGCGUUGGAGGGCAACAAGACGACAUCCCGGCUUUGA